AUGUUUACACUGCAGAAUGAUAUUUGUGAUGAUUAUGCACGGUGCGGCCCUAAUGGAGUUUGUAAGAUUAAUCAAAGGCCAAUCUGUGAAUGCUUGGAAGGAUUCGUUCCAAGAUCGGAACGCGAGUGGCGAGUACUCAUUUGGACAGGUGGAUGUGUAAGGAGCACUCCAUUAGACUGCCGGAAGAGACAGGGAUUCCUGCAAAUAGAGAAUAUGAAAUUGCCAGACCUAUUGGAUUUCAAGUUAGACGAAAGGUUGAACCUUGAGGAUUGCAGGGCCGAGUGCUUGAAGAAUUGCUCGUGUACAGCAUAUUCUAAAUCGAAUCACAACGGAAGUGGAUGUUUAAUGUGGUUCGGAGAACUGAUAGAUAUCCGAGAGUUCGUUGCAGAACAAUUAGAGCAAAAUAUCUGUCCGGUUGCCUGCUUUAGAAGGACAGAUGAUUCAAGUUGGAGAAGUAGAAGAAUAUUGAUUAUAAUGAUCACAUCAAUGGUCGGUGGGCUGCUUGCUUUACUUUUGGCAUGCUGGUUCAUUGUUUGGAAGUAUAUGAGCAAAAGAGAAGAAUUGCAUUCGAACAAAGAAGAUCCGGAGUUGCCGUUAUUCGAUUUUGUUACGAUUGCAUCCGUAACCAAUAACUUUUCCGACUCGAAUAAAAUAGGAACAGGCGGUUUCGGACUUGUUUACAAGGGUGAACUAUUUGAGGGACAAGAAAUAACAGUAAAGAGGCUCUCUAGCAAUUCCCGGCAACUUGGUGUUGAACAGUUCAAGAACGAAAUUGCAAGGAUAUCUAAGCUUCAACACAGAAAUCUUGUUAGGCUUUUGGGCUGUUGCAUUAAGAGAGAUGAAAGGAUAUUUAUCUACGAGUUUAUGCCUAACAGAAGCUUGAAUUACUUCAUUUUCGAUGAAACCAGAAGAAAGGUGUUGAAAUGGCCGAAGCUUUUCAAAAUCAUAAUGGGAAUUUCAAGAGGGCUUCUUUACCUCCACCAAGAUUCGAGAUUGAGAAUCAUUCACAGGGAUUUGAAAGCCAGUAAUGUGUUGCUGGACAAUGAGUUGAACCCCAAAAUUUCAGACUUUGGGAUAGCCAAAACUAAGAGAGUAGUUGGGACAUAUGGUUAUAUGUCGUCGGAGUACACGAUCGAUGGGAAAUUUUCGGUUAAAUCAGAUGUGUUUAGCUUGGGGGUGCUUCUGCUAGAGAUUGUGAGUGGGAAAAGGAACAGGGGCUUUAACCAUCCGGAUCAUUACCACAAUCUCUUGGGACAUGCAUGGCUGCUGUGGAACGAUAAGAAGACCAUGGAACUAAUGGAUCGUUGUUCAGAAGAUUCAUGUGUUGAAGAACAAGUGGUUAGGUGCAUUCAGGUAGGCCUGUUAUGUGUUCAGAAACACGUAGAGGACAGACCAACGAUGUCGUGCGUGGUUCGGAUGUUGGAUAACGAAGAAAUCGUGACGUCACUGCCUCGACCGAAGGAGCCUGGCUUCUAUGUAGAAAGAAGCUCCGGUGAUACAAAUCCUGUAGGUUUGAAUACACAACCUUCAACUGAAAAUGCACUCACCUUAAUUCAGGAAGAAGGCUCAUACUAUGCUUCUGCUGUUAAUACCUUAGCUCCAGCUCAAUCACUCAGAAAUGGCAGCACCUUAGUUUCUCCUGGUCAAAUAUUCGAGCUUGGCUUCUUUUCACCUGUUAACUCCAACAAAUAUUACUUGGGAAUAUGGUAUAAAAGGCUUCCUGUCACUGUUGUAUGGGUUGGUAACAGAGAAAACCCAUCGAUUCACGUGCCUUCCUUUGUAUUUCCAGCACUGUUGUUAAAGAUGAGGAUACUGGUGAAGAUACGGAAAGCUACUUGUGGGAAAGUUUUGAUUGUCCAUCUGACACUCAAUUGGAAGGGAUUAAGAUAG
Hibiscus syriacus is the source of this 1890-nucleotide messenger RNA. Its product is annotated as G-type lectin S-receptor-like serine/threonine-protein kinase SD1-1. The record is from RefSeq and is a predicted model, not a curated record. Gene Ontology annotation, molecular function: ATP binding; protein kinase activity. The transcript has 10 exons. NCBI's taxonomy places the organism in Eukaryota, Viridiplantae, Streptophyta, Magnoliopsida, Malvales, Malvaceae. Gene Ontology annotation, biological process: protein phosphorylation; recognition of pollen. Bases 1 to 1890 code for a protein of 629 amino acids.